AUGAAAGUUAACAUUUUUGUGCAAGUUUUUAUCGUGUGCUCUCUCUAUGAGCUGGUUGUGUCGCAGAGUGCUGCUGAAAUGGCUGCCUAUGCGGCGAAGCAGCAGGAGUGCAUCAAAGAGCUGAAAGUGCCGGCUGCCGAGGCGACACAAAUCGCAGCCCACAAGGAAGUCGCCAAUCCAUCCGAUGCGUACAAAUGCUUUCACGAAUGUCUAUACAAGAAACUGGGUCUGAUGCUCGCAGAUGGCAAGGCCAACAAUGAGAAUAUUGUGAAAUUUUCCAAGGCACGCUUCAAGGUGCCGGUGGACAAUAUCAAGGCCAAGUUGACUGAAUGUGGCACAACCGCGAAAAAAGGCGCCAACAGCUGCGAAACUGUCAAUAACUUGGAGGUCUGCAUGUCAAAGGCACUCGCAGCUUAA
Molecule: messenger RNA, 417 nt
Organism: Drosophila hydei
Lineage: Eukaryota; Metazoa; Arthropoda; Insecta; Diptera; Drosophilidae
Gene: Obp56b
Exons: 2
Coding region: 1-417 (138 amino acids)
Molecular function (GO): odorant binding
Source: RefSeq, a predicted model, not a curated record